AUGUGUUUAUUGUCGGGGAUUUUGUUCGUUUUUAUUGGUUUCCUUUUAUGGCUGAUGAAAAUCUUUGGUAUUGAUAGCAUUCAAACUUUCCAUCAAAUUUUAUUGGAUUUGUACACACGCAAGCGAUCACAUUGGAUAUUGGAACUUUUCCAGGUUGAUGAGGAAUCGGAUCAUCAUGGUGGCGAAUUAGUUGCUGCAGUAUUAAAGGCACAUAAUAUAAACGAAAUAUUUACAUUAUGUGGCGGACAUAUAUCACCGAUCUUAGUUGCUGCAAAAAAUAUUGGCAUCCGGGUGUACGAUACACGUCAUGAAGUUAACGCCGUGUUUGCAGCAGACGCUGUUGCACGUUUGCGUCAGAGUAUUGGCGUGGCGGUUGUUACUGCAGGACCAGGUUUAACAAACACGAUUACUGCUGUGAAAAAUGCACAGUUGGCGGAAACAGCUGUUGUCAUUAUCGCUGGUGCAGCACCAAUUUUAUCGAGAAACCGUGGCGCUCUACAGGAUAUUGAUCAAAUUUCAUUAAUGCGACCAUUAUGUAAAUAUGUUGCUCGAAUAACAUGUAUAAGGAAUAUUAUAACAGUUCUCAAAAAAGCCAUGCAUAUCGCACAAAGUGAUACACCUGGUCCGGUUUUUGUGGAGAUACCCAUCGAUGUAUUAUAUUCGUAUAAGAUGGUACUGAAGGAAAUGAAUAUUGCUGAAGCCAGAAAUUUCAAACAAACAGUCAUCAACUCAUACCUCUUAGCAUACAUUUCUCGACAGUUCAGUGGUGGCUGGGUUAUAAGAGAAAGCAUGCUACCAAUACCGGCCAGAAUAACAUUCCCAAAGGAUAAUGAUAUCAUAAAGCUGAUGCAUAUGGUGCUGAAAUCAAAGAAGCCAGUACUGAUUAUUGGUAGUCAAGCUGUUUUGGCUCCCGUUAGUGUAUAUGAGUUAAAGAAAGCAGUAAAGGCAAUCGGUAUCCCGACAUUCUUAACUGGCAUGUCUCGUGGAUUACUAGGGCAGCGAAAUCCUAUUCAUAUGCGCUACAACAGAAAAGAUACCCUCAAGGAAGCCGACUUAAUUAUUCUUGCGGGCGCAGUAUGCGAUUUCCGUCUUUCAUACGGGCGUGUUCUUUCACCGAACGCUAAUGUCGUUUCAGUAAAUCGUGAUCGAACUCAAAUGUUAAAAAAUGAAGGCAUAUUCUGGCGAGUUAAUUUAGCGAUCCAGGCAGAUGUUGCGACAACCUUAGUCAACCUUGCAGAUUAUUUGAUUUCAACUAAUCAUGAACAUGUUUUGUUGAUACAAGAAUGGGUAUUAUAUCUGAUGAAGAAAGAAAAAGAAAAAAAUACAGAAAAUUUGUUAAAAAUGAAGGAGGCAUUUGUAAAAGAUGGAAUUAACCCUCUUUUUGUGCUAUCCUUAAUCAAUAAAGUUUUACCAGAAAAUGCAAUUUUGAUAGCUGAUGGUGGAGAUUUUAUUGGAAGCGCUUCUUAUAUUGUACAUCCGAGAGGUCCGCUACAGUGGCUUGAUCCUGGAGUUUUCGGUACUUUGGGUGUUGGAGCCGGUUUUGCACUUGGAGCAAAAGCUGUUUACCCAGAUCGUCCAGUUGUAAUUUUAUACGGUGAUGGAUCCUGUGGAUUUUCGUUAAUGGAAUUUGAUACUUUUUCGCGUCAUGGGCUUUCUGUUGUAGCGUUAAUUGGUAAUGAUGCUUGCUGGUCACAAAUCGCGCGUGAGCAAGUUGUUACAUUCCAUAGUUCGGUUGCGGUGGAUCUUGAGUACAGAAGAUAUGACAACGUAGGGGCUGCACUGGGUGCACGUGGUGCAUUGAUUGCCAAUAAACAAGAUCUGACAGUGGAACGUUUUGAAAAAAUCUUCGCAGCUGCAACGAAUGGUAUUUCGGUGGUUGCAAACAUCGUUAUCGGCAAAUCGGAUUUUAGAGAUGGUAGCAUAUGCGUCUGA
Molecule: messenger RNA, 1932 nt
Organism: Brugia malayi
Lineage: Eukaryota; Metazoa; Nematoda; Chromadorea; Rhabditida; Onchocercidae
Product: Thiamine pyrophosphate enzyme, central domain containing protein
Exons: 12
Coding region: 1-1932 (643 amino acids)
Biological process (GO): L-valine biosynthetic process
Cellular component (GO): acetolactate synthase complex
Molecular function (GO): acetolactate synthase activity; magnesium ion binding; thiamine pyrophosphate binding
Source: RefSeq, a predicted model, not a curated record